Messenger RNA from Microcebus murinus (gray mouse lemur), 13315 nucleotides. The record is from RefSeq and is a predicted model, not a curated record. Lineage: Eukaryota; Metazoa; Chordata; Mammalia; Primates; Cheirogaleidae.
UAAGUGGGAGCUAAUAAUGGGUACACAUGGGCACAAAGAAAUGCAAAGGACAUUGGAAACUAAGAAGGAGGGAGAAUGGGAUGGGAGUGAGAUAUAAAAAUUUACCUGUCAGGUCCAGUGAACGCUAUCCAGGUGAUGGACACACUGAAAGCCUUGACUUUAGCAUUGUACAGUGUAUCCAUGUAACAAAAACAUUCAUACCCCCUUAAUAUUUUGAAAUAAAAAAUACAAAAAAAUGUAAUGAAGUAUUGAUAUAUACUGCAACGUGGAUGAACCCUGGAAACAUUAUGCAAUGUGAAAGAAGUAAAUCACCAAAGGCCAAACAUUGCAUUAUUGUACAUUUCAUAUGAAAGAUCAUAAGAAAUAAAUAUAUAGACACAGAAAAAAAGUAAAAUACCCCCAAGAAAAUAUCAAUCUUUAUACAAAAUGUAGCAAAAUGAAUGAAUAUGGUGAAUCUUAGAAAUAGAGCUAACAGGAUUUUUUUUAUAUAGUUCAGUUGUAGAAGAUGAAUAAUAGAGCUUUUCUGUGAUUGCUACAGACAGAAAAAUUGAUUUAGUUAAGGUUAGUCUAUAGAUGUUGCUGGAAAGCAGCUAUUAAUUCUUCAAAUUAUUUGUUGUGUUAGAUUUCCUACACCUAAAAUAAAUUUUUUCAGAAAUGCAUUUCCUUUUCUUUCUAUUUUUUCUUUGUAGUUAUAGUAUUUCAUCCUUGGUGUAGCUCUAGAUUAAGUCAUCCAAUUGUGAAUAUUCUGUUUGCUGAUAUUAAGUACUUUGUUUAAUAAUGUAAAAUGUUUUUUAAUGUGAGAAAAUUAGCUUUUUCCUUUAGUGUGUCAUGAGAUAUGGUUGCGGAUGGAGGGAACUGGACAUUUUAAAUGGAAGAAGCAGCUCUUACUAAUGAAGAGUAGACUGCUGUUUCACAGUGACAGAUGAGACCCAAUGAGGUCUGGGAGUUUGUUAAGGACAUUUGACAAUGUCACAAUUGGAGGGAUGGAGCUACAAAUAGAUCUCAGCUUCCCUAGGCUUUUGUAAUUACUGGUGUGCUACAUGUAAAUCACUUCCCUUUCACAGAAUUGUUGUUCUUAAGGAAGACUUUGAGAAGUAACUGUGAAAGAGGUAUUGAACUCAUAUUUAUAGACCUCCUACAGUGUGCCUGGAACUGUGGCAAGAUUUUUCUAAAUGUUAUACCAUUCGCUUUCCACAAAAAUAUUAGGAGUAAGUGCUAAGCCCUUUUUGCAGAUGAGAGGAUGCCACUGACCCCUAAAAAGGUUAAGUACUUUGUUCAAGGGACAAAGCUGAUAAGUGGGAGAUCCCUGAUUCCAACCUAGGUGACUCCAAAGCCUACCUUCUCUUUCUGUUACAGCCCUUGUCAUGAGAUGAAUGAACUUUCUUAAUGAAAAUUGCUGAUUUAUUUGUAUUUUUAAAUAUGGAUCAUAACCUCGCUUUUGAAUGUCAUUAAGUCUUAAUUUUACAUUAAACAAGAAGGAUUGUCCUCCCGAAUUCUGAAAAUCAGAUGGUUGAGUUAUGAAAAUAUGUUUUAUGGAACCACUCUUUUAUAAAUCUUCCUUCAUCUAUUAGGUUUAGUAGAGCAACUUCCUUUUAAUAUCAUGAUUUCUGGCUCUUUGAUUAGCUGCUUCUUGGAAUUUUCAAAAUAUCUACAUGGUUUUAAUAAAAUAUAGCCUUAAAAAUGAGAAAAAUCACACCAUGAGUCAAAGAGAACUCCAAACACUCACUAGCAUUGAAACCAAGGCACCGGAUUAUGCACUGAGGUACCAUUAAGACUUGCAAUAUUAGUUCCAAAUGAAAAUAAAAUGGGACUUGAAAUGUACACAGCUUUCAUGAUGAAUUUAUAAUAUUGAAGCCAAAUUAAUUUAUGGUACCCCUCUACAAUAUUUGUGUCAAAAAGAAAAUUACUAGUGCAGAGAGAAUCUAGGAAAAGCCAGUAAGAACUGAAAAGGGAAAUCUUUAUAAUUGGAUUUUUGAAAAUUAGGAGUAUAUAAAUUCAACACACAAACCUACCUUUUGCAUUAUAGUUAUAAAAAUUUUGACUGCAAAGGAAAAUAUAUUUGCAAUGUUGAAUCUGCUACUUCAAUGAGAAUAACUUAUUGAGAUUCAAAAUAUGGGAUUUUAAAGUAAUUAGAAAUUGGAAUUAUUUUCAGCAUGGAUGUUUGUUAGUUUGUUUUCUAUACUUCAGCAGAAUUUCCUCACAAUUUUGGCUUAAGUAUCCAUCUCCAGGACAUAAUCUUGCAAGAUCACCUCUCACACUUAUCUCUUGGUGACUGGGUUUUGAGAUGGGACAUUAUGAACUUGGUCUGACAACUUAAUAAGAUGUAAUAAGACCUGAAAUAGGAACAAUGCCCUUUCAACUGAGAAGAUCUAGAUAGGGACAGAAUCUUUUCAAGGGUAUGUCUAACUAAAUUCCCUUUAGGACUUCCCUCUAAAACAUUAAAUGUCUUUUCCUGUUUCAAACUAGAAUGUGAUCAGUUGGAAUAUUGGCGAGGAACAGGUCAUUAGUGAAAACUCCAAUGAAGACAACUGGCUUUGGGUUUGAUUUUCCUGUUUUUGCGGUUAGCUUAGCACCAGAUGGUGCCCUAGUGAGUUCUGUAUAAGUAAUACAAUCAUAGGGUUGAGUGAUUCUCUACCAGUCACAGACUCAAGCAGAAAAUAGCACUUGUCUCUCCACACAAGCUCAUGUAGAUUCUCUUAUUGCUGAAUUGUUCUUAUGCAGCUCUAACCCUGAAAUUGUUGUUAUGGCUAGCAUUUUUUCCGUUUCUUUAUUGAGCAGGCAAGCAGCCAAAUCCUCACUCUGACCAGGAGGGAAGAGCUGCUGGAUUUGAGGAUCUUUAGUUGAUAUAUCUAUCCAUUGCAAAAAGGAAAGACAAAGAAGCAAAAAUCUCUGCAUUUCCUCUAUUGUUCAUGAAAGAAAAGGGUGGCCCUAACACUCCCUUGACAGUUGGUGCACAUUAGGGGGUGAUGGAACUGGCUUUGCUUACAGAAGCCCUGUGACAAUCUCUUACAGGCUUUCAAAGGUCUAGCUUAAGUGCCAACUCUAGGCUGUGACGCUCAGUGAUCCUUUUCCGGGUUCAUAUUAUAAUUACAGUUUGUACCUCCAGAUCUAUUCUAGCUCUUCAUUAUGUACUGUUGGGUAUUAUUCCUUCUCCACUCUUCUCUUCUUCGAUGUAAGUCUUGUCUCACCUACAAGAUUGUUCACUUUAUGAUUGGUCAUAACAGCAAAGACUGCUUGCUUUAAAGGACUUCCUCAUCCUUUUUUGUUUUUCAUGAAACUGAGCUUGCUUAAUCAGAGAUGGAACAAACAGACUGCAAACCCUACCAGCCUCUGUCAAAAGUCAAGCAUGAAAUGGAUCUAGCUUAUACCAGUUCUUCUGAUGAGAGUGAAGAUGGAAGAAAACCAAGACAGUCAUACAACUCCAGGGAAACUCUGCAUGAGUAUAACCAAGAGCUGAGGAUGAAUUACAACAGCCAGAGCAGAAAGAGGAAAGAAGUAGAGAAAACUACUCAAGAGAUGGAAUUCUGUGAAACCUCUCAUACUCUGUGCUCUGGCUACCAGACAGACAUGCACAGUGUUUCUCGGCAUGGCUACCAGCUAGAGAUGGCAUCUGAUGUGGACACAGAGACAGAGGGUGCUGCCUCACCAGACCACGCACUAAGAAUGUGGAUAAGGGGAAUGAAAUCAGAGCAUAGUUCCUGUUUGUCCAGCCGGGCCAACUCUGCAUUGUCCUUGACUGACACUGACCAUGAAAGGAAGUCUGAUGGGGAAAAUGGUUUCAAAUUCUCUCCUGUUCAUUGUGACAUGGAGGCUCAAGCUGGAUCUACUCAAGAUGCGCAGAGCAGCCCACAUAACCAGUUCACCUUCAGACCCCUCCCACCACCUCCACCACCUCCACAUGCCUGCACCUGUGCCAGGAAGCCACCCCCUGCAGCAGACUCUCUUCAGAGGCGAUCAAUGACAACCCGCAGCCAGCCCAGCCCAGCUGCUCCAGCGCCCCCGACCAGUACACAGGAUUCAGUUCAUCUGCAUAACAGCUGGGUCUUGAAUAGCAACAUACCAUUGGAGACCAGGCAUUUCCUGUUCAAACAUGGAUCUGGUUCCUCCGCUAUCUUCAGUGCAGCCAGUCAGAACUACCCUUUGACGUCCAAUACCGUGUACUCGCCCCCUCCCAGGCCCCUUCCUCGAAGCGCCUUUUCCAGGCCCGCCUUUACCUUUCACAAACCUUACAGAUGCUGCAACUGGAAGUGCACAGCAUUGAGCGCCACUGCAAUCACAGUGACUUUGGCCUUGUUACUAGCCUAUGUGAUUGCAGUACAUUUGUUCGGCCUGACUUGGCAGUUGCAACCAGUUGAAGGAGAGCUCUAUGCAAAUGGAGUUAGCAAAGGGAACAGAGGGACCGAGUCCAUGGAUACUACUUACUCUCCAAUUGGAGGAAAAGUUUCCGAUAAAUCAGAAAAAAAAGUGUUUCAGAAGGGACGGGCCAUAGACACUGGAGAAGUUGACAUUGGUGCACAGGUCAUGCAGACCAUUCCACCCGGCUUAUUCUGGCGUUUCCAGAUUACUAUCCACCAUCCGAUAUAUCUGAAAUUCAAUAUUUCCUUAGCCAAGGACUCUCUACUGGGAAUUUAUGGCAGAAGAAACAUUCCACCUACACACACGCAGUUUGAUUUUGUAAAACUAAUGGAUGGCAAACAGCUGGUCAAGCAGGACUCCAAGGGCUCUGAUGAUACCCAGCAUUCCCCUCGGAACCUGAUAUUAACCUCACUUCAGGAGACAGGUUUCAUAGAGUAUAUGGACCAAGGGCCUUGGUAUCUGGCAUUUUACAAUGACGGAAAGAAGAUGGAGCAAGUAUUUGUGUUAACUACAGCAAUCGAAAUAAUGGAUGACUGUUCAACCAAUUGCAAUGGAAAUGGAGAGUGUAUCUCUGGCCAUUGCCACUGUUUCCCAGGAUUCCUUGGACCUGACUGUGCUAGAGAUUCAUGCCCUGUGCUUUGUGGUGGGAACGGAGAAUACGAGAAAGGACACUGUGUCUGCCGGCAUGGCUGGAAGGGGCCAGAGUGUGAUGUUCCAGAAGAACAAUGCAUUGACCCAACGUGCUUUGGCCAUGGCACCUGCAUCAUGGGAGUCUGCAUUUGUGUGCCAGGAUACAAAGGAGAAAUAUGCGAAGAAGAGGACUGCUUAGACCCAAUGUGUUCCAGCCAUGGCAUCUGUGUAAAAGGAGAAUGUCACUGCUCUACUGGCUGGGGAGGAGUCAACUGUGAAACUCCACUUCCUAUAUGUCAAGAGCAGUGCUCAGGACAUGGGACUUUUCUUCUGGACACUGGAGUGUGCAGCUGUGAUCCCAAGUGGACAGGAUCUGACUGUUCAACAGAGCUCUGUACCAUGGAGUGUGGAAGCCAUGGGGUCUGCUCAAGGGGAAUUUGCCAAUGUGAAGAAGGUUGGGUAGGACCAACAUGUGAGGAACGUUCCUGUCAUUCUCACUGUGCUGAACAUGGCCAAUGCAAAGAUGGAAAAUGUGAGUGUAGCCCUGGAUGGGAGGGCGACCACUGCACAAUUGCUCACUACUUAGAUGCUGUCCGAGAUGGCUGCCCAGGGCUCUGCUUUGGAAAUGGACGAUGUACCCUGGAUCAAAAUGGUUGGCACUGUGUGUGUCAGGUUGGUUGGAGUGGGACAGGCUGCAAUGUUGUCAUGGAAAUGCUUUGUGGAGAUAACUUGGACAAUGAUGGAGAUGGUCUGACUGACUGUGUGGACCCUGACUGUUGUCAACAAAGCAACUGUUAUGUGAGUCCUCUCUGUCAGGGCUCACCAGAUCCUCUUGACCUCAUUCAGCAAAGCCAACCCCUCCUCUCUCAGCACACUUCAAGACUCUUCUAUGAUCGAAUCAAAUUCCUCAUUGGCAAGGACAGUACUCAUGUCAUUCCUCCAGAGAUCUCAUUCGACAGCAGGCGUGCCUGUGUGAUUCGAGGCCAAGUGGUGGCCAUAGAUGGAACCCCUCUAGUUGGGGUGAACGUCAGUUUCUUGCACCACAGCGAUUAUGGGUUUACCAUCAGCCGACAAGAUGGAAGCUUUGAUCUCGUAGCCAUUGGCGGUAUCUCUGUCAUCUUAAUCUUUGACCGAUCACCUUUCCUGUCUGAGAAGAGGACGCUCUGGUUGCCAUGGAAUCAGUUUAUUGUGGUGGAGAAAGUAACCAUGCAGAGAGUUAUAUCAGACCCACCAUCCUGUGAUAUCUCCAACUUUAUCAGCCCAAACCCUAUCGUACUUCCUUCACCACUCACAUCAUUUGGAGGGUCCUGUCCAGAGAGGGGAACUAUUGUUCCUGAACUGCAGGUUGUACAGGAGGAAAUCCCCAUUCCUUCUAGCUUUGUGAGGCUGAGUUACCUGAGCAGCCGCACCCCUGGCUACAAAACGCUGCUACGGAUCCUUCUGACACAUUCAACAAUUCCCGUCGGGAUGAUAAAAGUACACCUCACUGUAGCUGUGGAAGGGCGACUCACACAGAAGUGGUUUCCUGCCGCAGUUAAUCUCGUCUACACGUUUGCCUGGAAUAAGACUGACAUCUAUGGACAGAGGGUUUGGGGCUUGGCAGAGGCUUUAGUGUCUGUGGGAUAUGAAUAUGAGACAUGCCCUGACUUUAUUCUCUGGGAGCAAAGGACAGUUGUUUUACAAGGUUUUGAGAUGGAUGCUUCUAACCUAGGAGGCUGGUCCUUGAACAAGCAUCACAUUUUGAAUCCUCAAAGUGGAAUCAUACAUAAAGGGAAUGGAGAAAAUAUGUUCAUUUCCCAGCAGCCCCCAGUCAUAUCAACCAUAAUGGGUAAUGGGCACCAAAGGAGUGUAGCCUGCACCAACUGCAAUGGCCCAGCCCACAACAACAAACUAUUUGCUCCUGUCGCCUUAGCUUCUGGCCCUGAUGGCAGUGUGUAUGUUGGCGACUUCAAUUUUGUAAGGCGAAUAUUUCCCUCGGGAAACUCCGUUAGUAUUUUGGAAUUAAGAAACAGAGAUACCAGACAUAGCACAAGUCCUGCUCACAAAUACUAUCUGGCUAUGGACCCCAUGUCUGAAUCACUCUAUUUAUCAGACACCAAUACUCGAAAAGUCUACAAGUUGAAAUCUCUUGUGGAAACAAAAGAUCUGUCCAAGAAUUUUGAAGUGGUGGCUGGAACUGGUGACCAGUGCCUUCCCUUUGACCAGAGUCACUGUGGAGAUGGUGGGAGAGCAUCGGAAGCUUCACUGAACAGCCCCCGAGGCAUCACAGUUGAUAAGCAUGGAUUCAUUUACUUUGUGGAUGGGACUAUGAUUCGGAGAAUUGAUGAGAAUGCCCUGAUCACAACUGUAAUCGGCUCAAACGGUCUGACUUCCACACAGCCACUGAGCUGUGACUCAGGAAUGGACAUCACUCAGGUGCGAUUAGAGUGGCCAACAGACCUUGCAGUCAAUCCCAUGGACAAUUCAUUGUAUGUCUUAGAUAACAACAUUGUGCUGCAGAUUUCUGAGAACAGGCGUGUGCGGAUCAUUGCAGGGCGCCCCAUUCACUGCCAGGUGCCAGGCAUCGAUCAUUUCUUGGUCAGCAAAGUAGCAAUUCACUCCACUCUAGAGUCGGCUAGGGCCAUCAGCGUCUCCCACAGCGGGCUGCUCUUCAUAGCUGAAACAGACGAGAGGAAAGUAAACCGCAUUCAGCAAGUGACCACCAAUGGGGAGAUCUCCAUCAUUGCUGGUGCCCCCACUGACUGUGACUGCAAAAUUGAUCCCAACUGUGACUGUUUUUCAGGUGAUGGUGGCUAUGCCAAAGAUGCAAAGAUGAAGGCGCCUUCCUCCUUAGCAGUAUCACCUGAUGGUACCCUCUAUGUGGCAGACCUUGGAAAUGUUCGAAUUCGUACCAUCAGCAAGAACCAAGCCCACCUGAAUGACAUGAACCUUUAUGAGAUUGCCUCACCUGCUGAUCAGGAACUGUACCAGUUCACUGUCAAUGGAACCCACCUGCACACCCUGAACUUGAUAACAAGGGACUACGUGUAUAACUUCACCUACAAUGCUGAAGGUGACUUGGGUGCAAUUACCAGCAGCAAUGGCAAUUCGGUACACAUUCGCCGUGACGCAGGAGGGAUGCCCCUUUGGCUUGUGGUGCCAGGUGGGCAGGUGUACUGGCUGACCAUAAGCAGCAAUGGAGUCCUUAAAAGAGUGUCAGCUCAAGGCUAUAAUCUGGCCUUGAUGACCUAUCCAGGAAACACAGGACUUCUGGCCACCAAAAGUAACGAAAAUGGAUGGACAACUGUUUAUGAGUAUGACCCCGAGGGACAUCUGACCAAUGCAACGUUUCCCACUGGAGAGGUCAGCAGUUUCCACAGUGACCUGGAGAAGCUGACAAAAGUGGAGCUAGAUACUUCCAACCGCGAAAAUGUCCUCAUGUCCACCAACUUGACAGCAACUAGUACCAUAUAUAUUUUAAAACAAGAAAAUACUCAAAGUACCUAUCGGGUGAGUCCGGAUGGUUCCCUGCGGGUUACUUUUGCCAGCGGGAUGGAGAUCAGCCUCAGCUCAGAGCCCCACAUCCUGGCUGGGGCGGUCAACCCCACUCUGGGCAAAUGCAACAUCUCAUUGCCAGGAGAGCACAAUGCAAACCUCAUCGAGUGGCGGCAGAGGAAGGAGCAAAACAAAGGCAGCAUUGCAGCUUUUGAGAGGAGGCUGAGGGCCCAUAACAGAAACCUGCUCUCCAUAGAUUUUGAUCAUAUAACCCGCACAGGAAAGAUCUAUGAUGACCAUCGAAAAUUCACCCUUCGAAUUCUUUAUGACCAAACUGGGCGACCCGUUCUGUGGUCUCCCGUAAGCAGAUAUAAUGAAGUGAACAUCACAUAUUCACCUUCAGGAUUGGUGACAUUUAUUCAAAGAGGGACAUGGAAUGAAAAAAUGGAAUAUGACCAGAGUGGAAAAAUAAUAUCAAGAACUUGGGCUGAUGGGAAAAUUUGGAGCUAUACCUACUUAGAAAAGUCGGUGAUGCUUCUCUUACACAGCCAGCGGCGUUACAUCUUUGAGUAUGACCAAUCGGACUGUCUGCUCUCAGUCACCAUGCCUAGUAUGGUGCGCCACAGCUUCCAAACCAUGCUUUCAGUAGGCUACUACCGGAACAUCUACACCCCACCAGACAGUAGCACUUCUUUUAUCCAAGACUACAGUCGAGAUGGCCGACUGCUACAGACCCUGCAUCUGGGGACAGGGCGCAGAGUUUUGUACAAGUACACUAAGCAAGCAAGGCUAUCUGAGAUUCUCUAUGAUACCACCCAGGUGACAUUAACAUAUGAAGAGUCGUCUGGAGUGAUUAAGACGAUACACCUGAUGCACGACGGAUUCAUCUGCACAAUCAGAUACAGGCAAACAGGACCUCUUAUUGGACGCCAGAUUUUCAGAUUCAGUGAAGAAGGUCUUGUGAAUGCACGGUUUGACUACAGCUACAACAACUUCCGUGUCACCAGCAUGCAAGCUGUGAUCAAUGAAACCCCUUUGCCCAUAGAUCUGUACCGAUAUGUUGAUGUCUCUGGUAGAACAGAGCAGUUUGGAAAAUUCAGUGUGAUUAAUUACGAUUUAAAUCAGGUCAUAACUACUACAGUGAUGAAGCACACCAAGAUCUUCAAUGCCAAUGGACAAGUCAUUGAAGUCCAGUAUGAAAUCCUAAAGGCAAUCGCCUACUGGAUGACUAUUCAAUAUGAUAACAUGGGCCGUAUGGUAAUAUGUGACAUAAGGGUAGGAGUAGAUGCCAAUAUAACAAGGUACUAUUAUGAAUACGAUGCUGAUGGACAACUUCAGACCGUUUCUGUAAAUGACAAAACCCAGUGGCGUUAUAGUUAUGAUCUGAAUGGAAACAUCAACCUCUUAAGCCAUGGGAAUAGUGCUCGUCUCACUCCUCUCCGAUAUGACCUCCGAGACCGCAUCACCAGACUAGGAGAAAUUCAGUAUAAAAUGGAUGAAGAUGGCUUUCUGAGGCAGAGGGGAAAUGAUGUAUUUGAAUAUAAUUCUAAUGGUCUGCUGCAGAAAGCCUAUAAUAAGGCUUCUGGCUGGACUGUGCAGUAUUACUAUGAUGGGCUUGGGCGACGCGUCGCCAGUAAGUCCAGCCUAGGGCAGCACCUCCAGUUCUUUUAUGCAGACCUUGCCAACCCCAUAAGAGUUACUCAUUUGUACAACCACACGAGCUCAGAGAUUACAUCUCUGUAUUAUGAUCUCCAAGGUCACCUUAUUGCCAUGGAGUUAAGCAGUGGUGAAGAAUAUUAUGUAGCCUGUGAUAAUACAGGCACACCACUAGCUGUGUUCAGUAGUCGAGGUCAGGUCAUAAAAGAGAUAUUGUACACACCUUAUGGCGAUAUCUAUCAUGACACUUACCCUGACUUUCAGGUCAUCAUUGGUUUUCAUGGAGGCCUCUAUGAUUUCCUUACUAAAUUAGUGCACCUGGGGCAAAGGGAUUAUGAUGUUGUCGCUGGCAGAUGGACAACACCUAAUCAUCACAUAUGGAAACAGCUGAACCUCCUUCCUAAACCAUUCAACCUCUACUCCUUUGAGAAUAACUACCCAGUUGGCAAAAUUCAAGAUGUUGCAAAGUAUACCACAGACAUCGGAAGUUGGUUGGAGCUAUUUGGUUUCCAGUUACACAAUGUACUACCUGGAUUUCCCAAACCAGAAUUAGAAAAUUUGGAAGUAACUUAUGAGCUUCUACAGCUUCAGACAAAAACUCAAGAGUGGGAUCCUGGAAAGACAAUCCUGGGCAUUCAGUGUGAGCUCCAGAAACAGCUUAGGAAUUUCAUUUCCCUGGACCAACUUCCUAUGACUCCCCGAUAUAAUGAUGGACGGUGCCUUGAAGGAGGGAAGCAACCAAGGUUUGCUGCUGUCCCUUCUGUCUUUGGAAAAGGUAUAAAAUUUGCCAUCAAGGAUGGCAUAGUCACGGCUGAUAUUAUAGGAGUAGCUAAUGAAGAUAGCAGGCGGCUUGCUGCCAUUCUUAAUAAUGCUCAUUACCUGGAAAACCUACAUUUUACCAUAGAGGGGAGGGACACUCACUAUUUCAUUAAGCUUGGGUCUCUGGAGGAAGACCUGGUGCUCAUCGGUAACACUGGGGGGAGGCGGAUUCUGGAGAAUGGUGUCAAUGUCACAGUGUCCCAGAUGACUUCUGUGUUGAAUGGGAGGACUAGACGGUUUGCAGAUAUUCAGCUCCAGCACGGGGCCCUAUGCUUCAACAUCCGGUAUGGGACGACUGUCGAAGAAGAAAAGAAUCAUGUGUUGGAGAUCGCCAGACAACGCGCUGUGGCCCAGGCCUGGACUAAGGAACAAAGAAGGCUGCAAGAAGGAGAAGAGGGGAUUCGGGCAUGGACAGAGGGGGAAAAGCAGCAGCUUUUGAGCACUGGGAGGGUACAAGGUUAUGAUGGGUAUUUUGUUUUGUCUGUGGAGCAGUAUUUAGAACUUUCUGACAGUGCCAACAAUAUUCACUUUAUGAGACAGAGCGAAAUAGGCAGGAGGUAACAAAAAAAAUCUCUGCCUUUGCGUCACCAAAGACUGCCUGUUUUUAAAACAUAAAAUGGUUUAUUGUAUUGGUUUUCUAGAUCAGAACUCUGUAUAUGUAAAUAUGGAGGAAAAACAUAUCCAACUGCCUUUCAAUGUGACGGAAGAUGGUAUUUUAAUAUUGUUUGUUUAAACUCUUUAAGAAAUGACAGAGAUUUUUAGUUCUUGUGUGGCAGUAUUCAAAAUAACACAAGUAGAACUUAAACAGCUAAAAACAGUUUUCUGAAAGCACCACUUUAAAUGUGUCGAGCCAUGCAUAUGUUCCAAUAUCCGGAAAGAACACAAGGUUCUCUAUCUCUAUUGUGACAUGAAGUUUCAUACUUAACUGCUGGCAGAAUUUGCAGGCUAUUUGAAAAGGUGGUGCAAUAGUAUCUGAACCGUGCAUUACGAAAGACUGCCAGCUCUUUCACAUUUUCUGGAUCUGUUAUAGGAAACUUAAAAAGAAGUGUAAAAUGUCUUCAGCCACCAUCUCCUAGAGUCAGGACCCAUUUGCCCUUCCUCCCUGUUUAUUCCUCCUUGCUUGUUAAAGUAAAUGCCAUGUUGUUGUGCUGUGUUUUGGCGUGUGGUGGCUGGAUUCUGUCUACCAUGCUUCCCCGUGGGUGUGGGAACCAGACUGAAUAGCCACUAUUUGCUUGGUGUGUACAUGAUACCAAAGCAGCUGGCCGAUGUGACGUCUCUCAGACAACCUGUUUUGGCUAAACUUUUUUAUCAAAUUGUCCAGCUGUAUUGGCGUCAUGUAAACAUAGCUUUUAUUAACCUGGGUAGGAAUUUCUCAUUUAUAUAUAGGGUGUGUUUUGGUCAUAGUUUCACAUUGGUGAUUCAGUAUUUAUACACUAAUUCAAUGGUUUUGUGCACAUGAAAGGUAAUUUACUAAAAAGUAUGAUUCUGGUACAAAAAAAAAAAAACGAGGCUUUAGCAGGUAUACAUGCCUGAGAUACCAAUAAAUAUAGUAACUACUACUGCAGAAAUUCAUAAGAUUCAAAACCUUAAAAAAAUAGACCUAAUACUAAAAUGAAAAUACCAAAGGGAAGACCAGACCAAACAUCACAGCAGUUUCUGCCACGUUGUUUCAGCCCACUUAGAUUUAUCUUUCAAAUGUACAAUUCUGUAUUGAACAUCUCCUAGUCAUAUUCAGGAACUUGAAUCAGGUGAAUCCUUUCCAACUUCAAACAUUUCAACUAAUUAAAGAGAGGCAGACUAGUUUUUACUAACACAAUUUUUAUGGUCAGUUAUUUUAGUUAUCCACCUUUACCCGUUUAUUUUUGUUUAAUCAUCUUUCCUGCCUAGGAAAGUUACUAUAUUCCAAGAUAGGUUAUUUGUUCCGUGAUCAUUUAAAAAUUGGAGAAAGGUCAGGAUUAGUGUUAAUAUCAGCAGCAGUUUCUCAAUCUCUAGGACUCCUGAGAAGCCCCUUGGUGAGCUGGAAGAUUUGUGCCCAGUGACAAAGAGACAGUUUGUAAAAUGCUGUGUAAUUGUAAGUUAUCACAAAUGAAAAUACAUGACAGCACAAUGUGGCCUGUAGAAAAUUCCCCUGAGCCAGCUUCUGUACUUUCAUCACCAAGUCUGAACAUUUGCUAUGUCUGAAGGAGAAUUUAUGAUGGAAUGUUAGUUUGGAUUCUUUCCAGCUACUGCCUAAAUGCAGUAUGGGGUCAUUGAGUUGCUUUGUGAUGACAGUUUCUUUGAAAAUAUGCAAAGUCAGAAGCCAGGCUCGUGUUAAGGUUUUUAAAGAGUUUGCCUCCUGCUACACAAAGAAGAGUGAGGGAAAGGAAAGGACACGGGCAGA